AUGGAGUCUCUGCUGGCGGCCGCGCCCUUCCAUGUCGCAGCCUUCUCGUCCGUGUCCUCUCCGUCCGCCCACUCGCCGUCUGUCCUCCGCAGCAUCCGUGGGGGCGGCCACGCCGUCCGAUGCGCCUCGGCCAAGGAGGCCAUCCUGUACGCGCUGGAGCACGAUGAGAUGUUCAACUCGGAAGAGGUGAUCCAGUGGGAGAGCGGCAAGACGAUCAACUCCAUCGCCGCCGCGCAGGGCAUCCGCAUCCGCCGCCGGUGCCGCCCCCGGUACCCCUCGGAGGGCUCCGGCGACGACAAGGCCGUGCCCCGCAACAUCCUCGAGCAGAUCGUCUGGGACAAGGAGGUGGAGGUGUCGCAGAGGAAGGCCAAGAAGCCCCUGAAGAGUGUCGUGGAGUCCAGCGAGCACGCGCCGCCGGCCAGGGAUUUCAUCGGCGCUCUCACGGCCGCCCACCGUCGCAACGGCGUGCCUGCCCUGAUCGCCGAGGUUAAGAAGGCGUCGCCCAGCAGGGGCGUGCUAAGGGAGAACUUCAAUCCGGUUGAGAUCGCGCAGGCAUACGAGAAAAACGGCGCGGCUUGCCUUAGCAUCCUCACGGAUGAGAAGCACUUUCAGGGGAGCUUUGAGAACCUUGAAACGGUCCGCAAUUCGGGUGUGCAGUGCCCUCUUCUGUGCAAGGAGUUUGUCAUCGAUAUCUGGCAAAUCUACUACGCACGAUCAAAGGGUGCCGAUGCGAUUCUCUUGAUUGCUGCUGUGCUACCGGAUCUUGACAUGAAAUACAUGCUUCGCAUUUGCAAAAAUCUUGGAAUGACUGCUCUUAUUGAGGUUCACGAUGAGAAAGAACUCGACCGUGUGCUGAGAAUAGAUGGUGUUGAGCUUAUUGGAAUCAAUAACCGCAGUCUAGAGACAUUCGUAGUUGAUACUUCAAACACAAGGAUGUUGAUGGAGAAGCGUGGUGAUAUCAUAAAGGAGAAGGGAAUAUUGGUUGUUGGUGAAUCUGGCCUGUUCACUCCCGACGAUGUUGCAUAUGUGCAUAGUGCUGGCGUUUCUGCUGUUUUGGUAGGAGAGUCCCUGAUCAAGGAAGAAGAUCCUGGGCGAGCCAUUGCUGGGCUUUUCGGGAAGGAGCUCUUGAGUUGAAUUAAUGCUCUGCAAUUCUGUGUGUUGGUUUUUUCCGUUCUUUUGAGCAGAUUUGUGUUUGUGGCUACUUUUUAUGUAGCAAGCAUAAAUAGGUGUGCAUAUGCGCUUCCGAAUGAAGUGCACCACAUGUAUAUGUAUAUAAAUAAGAGUAAUAUGCGUUCCAAAAUAAUGUAAUCCGUUCUCUUCUUUAUAUAGAA
Messenger RNA from Triticum dicoccoides, 1331 nucleotides. RefSeq names its product indole-3-glycerol phosphate synthase, chloroplastic-like. Gene Ontology annotation, molecular function: indole-3-glycerol-phosphate synthase activity; phosphoribosylanthranilate isomerase activity. Gene Ontology annotation, biological process: L-tryptophan biosynthetic process. Bases 1 to 1134 code for a protein of 377 amino acids. The transcript has 10 exons. The record is from RefSeq and is a predicted model, not a curated record. NCBI's taxonomy places the organism in Eukaryota, Viridiplantae, Streptophyta, Magnoliopsida, Poales, Poaceae.